UGUCCGUAUUAUUAUUAUUUGCGAUAAACAUUAUUUUUUUCAUCAAAUAACUUUCCCAAAAUCUCCUCCUCCAUCGCGCUGAACCGGUUUUCCAUCUCAAAUCCCCGGGAAUUGGAUUGUUUCCCUGUCGGGGAGAAUCAUCAUCAUCAUCAUCAUCAUCGGCCUCUCUUUACUUCUCUCCGCCUCUCGUAACCGUCGCUAUCUUCACCGCCACCGAUCUCAUUUCUCCUUCCUUCCAAUCGAACCUCCGUGCGAUGCGGUGAUCUAACGAUUGGACUCGGGCAGCCUUAUGUGUUAGGGCUUUUCCACGCAUCUUGUUGUGGGACACUGUCUUCCGGAUCAUCCUCCGUUUCCAAAUGGCGGCGCCGAGGCCGACGGGGAGCCAGGAUCUGUUCGAUACGUAUUUCAGGAGAGCAGAUUUGGACGGAGAUGGUCGUAUCAGUGGUGCUGAGGCUGUCGCUUUCUUCCAAGGCUCCAAUUUGCCUAAGAACGUCCUUGCUCAGGUAUGGUCCUACGCGGAUGCAAAAAAGGCUGGUUACCUUGGUCGAGCGGAGUUCUACAGUGCUUUAAAGUUGGUAACUGUGGCACAAAGUAGACGGGAAUUGACGCCUGAGAUAGUGAAGGCUGCAAUUUAUAGUCCUGCUUCAGCUAAUAUCCCUGCUCCCAAGAUAAAUCUUGCUGCAACACCCUCUCCCCAGCCCAGGGGAGUUGUGCCUGCUACACAAGCUCAGGGAGCUACAUCGAUGCCAUCAUCAGUAGCGGCUGGUGUGAGAGGAGGCCAAAUGGGCGGAACCGUAAGCACUAGUAAUCAACAAGUAGUCCCGGGCCAGCAGAAUCAAUUUAAUGGCCCACGUCUGGCUCAACCACCGCAAAACUUUCAAAGCCAGGGUAUGCCAGCUGGUGCGCCUCGUACUGCACCUAAUUCAGUUACCAACCAUAUACCAACACCGCAUAUGACAACUGCAGUAAUAAGCUCUACAACAGCUAGACCUCAAGAAUCAGCGCCUGUGCACAAGCCCCAAGAUUCAUCUGCUCCUUCAGGUGCUCGUGCUCUAGAUGCGACAUCCAAUCAAUUGGUAGGCAAGGAUCCCAAGGAACUGGCGGCAUCAGGAAACGGUUUUGCCUCUGACUCACUUUUCGGAGAUGUGUUUGCAGUUGCUUCCACGGAGCCAAAACAACUUACUACUGGAACUACGUCGACAGUGGCCAUCUCAUCUGUUUCUUCUGAAACUGUUGUGGCUCCUGGGGUUGCACAGUCUGUAGUUAGGACAAGUUCAAUUCCGCAACAUGGCUCUUUGGGACAGCAUCCUGUUGGGGUUCAGAAUCAGCUUGCUGGACAAAUAAGCCAGCCAUUUGCUCCCUCCGGUGCAGCUUCUGGUACAACUGGCUCUACUGUUGGAGUUGGAAUGUCAGCUUCUAGUCAGAUGACCCAGCGUCAGUCUCAGCCCCGACCCCAAUACCAACCCCAGCCUCAACACCAACCUCAUUCCCAGCCUCACCACCAACCUCACCAUCAACCUCACCACCAACCUCAGCCCCUAACUCACCACCAACCCCACCACCAGCCCCGACCUCGACCCCAACACCAACCCCACUCCCACUCACAAGCCCCUUGGCCAAAAAUGACUCCAGCUGAUGUCCAGAAAUAUACCAAGGUUUUUGUGCAAGUUGACACUGAUAGGGACGGAAAGAUUACCGGGAACCAGGCUCGCAAUCUGUUCUUCAGUUGGAGGCUCCCGCAAGAGGCUUUGAAGCAGGUUUGGUAUUUAUCCGAUCAAGAUAAUGAUAGCAUGCUCUCGCUAAGGGAAUUUUGUAUUGCUGUCUAUCUAAUGGAGCGUUAUAGAGAGGGCCGACCUCUUCCCCCAGUGUUCCCAAGCACCAUAAUAUCUAGUGAGAGCAUGUUUACCUCUCCUGGUCAAUCUGUGGCACCACAUGGCAAUGCGUCCUGGGGACAUCCACAUGGUGUCCAACAUCAUCAACAUCAUGGGGGUUCGAGGCCACCAGCUAUUCCCAAAGGAAAGCCUCCGAGACCGGUUCCUCUCUCACCUAGUGAUGGAAUGGUCCAGCCCACUCAGCCAAAGCGUAAGAUGCCGGAGCUGGAAAAAUAUCUGGUGGAUCAACUUAGUAAAGAGGAGCAGGAUUCACUCAACUCGAAGUUUGAAGAAGCAACUGCCAUUGAUAAAAAGGUGGAUGAACUUGAAAAAGAAAUAGCUGAUUCCAAGCAAAAAAUCGAGUUCUUCCAUGCUAAGAUGCAGGAACUUGUUUUAUAUAAGAGCAGAUGUGACAACAGGUACAAUGAAAUUACGGAGAGAGUCUCGGGUGAUAAACGUGAGCUUGAAUCUCUAGCAAAGAAAUAUGAGGAGAAAUACAAGAAGUCUGGCAAUGUAGGCUCUAAAUUGACUAUUGAAGAGGCCACGUUCCGUGAUAUACAGGAGAAGAAAAUGGAAUUGCACCAGGCAAUAGUCAAAUUUGAAGAAGGCAAGCUUGAUGAUGGUGUUGUUAAGGAGCGCACUGAACACAUCCAAUCAGGCCUUGAGGAACUGGUUAGAAAUUUGAAUGAGCGCUGCAAACAAUAUGGAGUACGUGGCAAACCCACUACUCUGGUGGAACUUCCUUUUGGUUGGCAGCCUGGAAUCCAGGAAGGUGCUGCGGAUUGGGAUGAAGAAUGGGAUAAGCUAGAGGAGGAAGGGUUUGUCUUUGUGAAGGAGCUUACACUUGAUGUUCAAAACAUCAUAGCCCCUCCAAAGGAAAAAUCAUCGGCUUGGGAGAAAGAAAUUACUGCCUCUUCAAAUGAAGGUGAAGACAUUUCAUCCUCAGAUGUUGAGUCUAAAGCAGAGAAAAAGCCAAGCAGUGAUGAAGAGGCUUCUGAAAAGGAUCCAGCAUCUGCAGACGGUAAAAAGGAUAGAAACGGAUCUCUGGAUGACUCUAAUGUUAGAAAGGGUAUUGAAGCUGACGAUUCACCCCGAACCAAAGAUACGAGGAGUGAAAAUGGCCAUGAUGAUGGUGAAUCGACUGCUUCUACUGGCAAAACUGUAAACUAUGACUCUCACGAUGAGACGGAUUCAGUUUCAAGCUUCAACCCUGACAACGGAAAGGACAAGGAUCAUGAGAAGCAUGAUAGUGGCUUUGGAUUCGGGUUCGGAUUCGAUGACUUCAGCAUUAAGCCUAUAAAAACUGGCUCCACCCUAUCAAACGACUUCCUCCCUCCAAAGCUAUCUAUAUUUUCUGACUCUGUCUCAAGCCCGUCGGCAAAUGCAAACGACGGUUUCACUGCAAAACCUUCCUUGUUUGCUGAUUCAGUCCCUAGCACUCCAGCUACAACCACUGCCUCUUACUCAGGCAAUAAAUCGUACUUCGACGACUCGGUUCCGAGCACUCCUGCUUACGCAGGUAAAUCGUUCUUCGACGACUCGGUUCCAAGCACUCCUGCUUAUCCUGGAAACUUGUUUCCCGAAAAGAAAUCGUUUUUUGACGACUCUGUCCCAAGCACUCCUGCUUAUAGCACGUCUGAUUUUGGCGGGAAGCCGUUUGCAUCAGAGACUCCUCGUUCAGACAACUUGUUCCCAGGAAGAAGUCCCUUCAUGUUCGACUCUGUCCCGAGCACACCCGCAGCACACGAUGACUUCUCUUCCAACACCUUCUCUCACUUCGAUUCAUUCAACAGCAACAAUAAUGACGCUUUCUCUCUAUCACGCUCAGACUCGAUGCGCAGCACAAGCGAGCCAGACCCAUUCGCGUCCAGGUUUGAUUCAUUCAACUAUCAGAGAUACGAUUCCUUCAAUGCACAGAGCUACGAUUCAUCUAGCAACAACUACGCGGCCGAGACACCUAAAGCCUCGUUGACGAGAUUCGAUUCUAUUGGAAGUACUAGAGACUCUGAUUACAGUCACGGGUUUGGGUUUGAUGACCAUGACCCGUUCGGUUCUACCGGACCAUUCAAAACAACGACAAAUACAGCAGAGACACCACGUAGCUCUGAUCAUUGGAAUGCUUUUUAGCACCCCAAGCCCACGUGUGAUAAGUAUAUGAUCACAUAUUAUAUUGUUUGCUGUUUUUUACUACAGUUCGAACUUAGAGUUCUAUGUAUUUUUAUUUGUUUGGUUUGCCCUCUUCUGCUUGACUGCUUGUUUCAUUUUUUUUUUGUUAAUAUAUAUAGCAGUUCAUUUGCCAUUUUUCCCUUUUCAAGGAUUUUCUUUUUGUCGAGUGUCGUUUGAUCUCCCGAGUAGUGUUUUUCUUUGCUCUUCCUUUGUUAUGUGAUGAAUAAUGAAAAUUUUAUGUGUCCCGGUUAAACAUAAAUUGAAAUUG
Messenger RNA from Brassica oleracea var. oleracea, 4305 nucleotides. Its product is annotated as epidermal growth factor receptor substrate 15-like. The transcript is spliced from 13 exons. Gene Ontology annotation, cellular component: cytoplasm; plasma membrane; nucleus. Bases 357 to 3998 code for a protein of 1213 amino acids. Gene Ontology annotation, biological process: endosomal transport; endocytosis. Gene Ontology annotation, molecular function: protein binding; calcium ion binding. The record is from RefSeq and is a predicted model, not a curated record. NCBI's taxonomy places the organism in Eukaryota, Viridiplantae, Streptophyta, Magnoliopsida, Brassicales, Brassicaceae.